This is a messenger RNA of Kwoniella shivajii, 1866 nucleotides long. RefSeq lists its product as uncharacterized. Gene Ontology annotation, molecular function: L-amino acid transmembrane transporter activity. Gene Ontology annotation, biological process: amino acid transmembrane transport. Bases 1 to 1866 code for a protein of 621 amino acids. Gene Ontology annotation, cellular component: endoplasmic reticulum. Lineage: Eukaryota; Fungi; Basidiomycota; Tremellomycetes; Tremellales; Cryptococcaceae. The record is from RefSeq and is a predicted model, not a curated record. The transcript is spliced from 14 exons.
AUGGCUCACUCGUCUGCUGAGGAUCUGAUAGCAUAUCGGAUAAGUGAAAGUGCAGGUCCGAGUAGAUCAUCUUCCUCACUCAACUUGUAUCCUCCGAACAAUGCUUCAAAGCCUUCGUCUAGGAAAAGUUCAAGGAGGGGAUCAAAAGAUCAAGAGAUGGUAGCACAAGGAACAGAAGAUAUAGAACUUGGUCAAAGAGGGGAUAUAUUAUUCAAAGUACCCGAUGAAGAUCAAGAUCAAGAUGAACAAAGUGCAAGUGCACCUUUACUACCUUUAUCGCGGCGAGAAGAUAUCUCCGAAGAGGAACAUGAGCUGUUACUGGCAGAAGGUCCAAAUAGUGCUUCUAGAGGAACCUUGAUGGACGCUAUAACAAAUAUGUCAAACUCGAUAAUAGGUGCCGGUAUUAUAGGACUACCAUACGCAGUAUCACAGGCUGGUUUCUUUACCGGCAUCUUUCUGCUAGUAGCUCUAGCAGCCGUAUCAGAUUGGACGAUCAGAUUAGUAAUCUUGACCAGUAAAUUAAGUGGGAGGGAUUCGUAUACGGAAACAAUGUACCACUGCUUUGGACCUGCGGGCGCAGCUGCUGUAUCUUUCUUUCAAUUCGCAUUCGCGUUCGGAGGAACCGCUGCUUUUCACGUUAUAAUAGGCGACACUAUUCCGCGCGUGAUAUCAUUCAUCUUUCCUUCUCUUGCUCAGCAUGCUGUAUUACGGUUAUUGGUAGAUAGGAGAGUGGUAAUAUUGUUGUGUACAUUGGCGGUAUCGUUUCCUCUCAGUUUACACAGAGACAUUGUCAAGCUUUCAAAGAGCUCUUCGUUUGCCCUUGUCUCAAUGACGAUUAUCGUUCUUUCUGUGCUUUUCCGUUCAGUAGCUGUUGAUCCAUCAUUACGAGGAUCCUCCUUGGACACUUUCACAUUGAUCAAACCAGGAGUCUUCCAAGCUAUUGGUGUGAUAUCAUUUGCCUACGCGUGUCAUCACAACUCCAAUUAUAUCUAUAAAAGUAUACACGUGCCAACGCUUGACAGAUUCUACGUCGUCACACAUAUAUCGACUGGAGUAAGUCUGGUAGCUUGUCUAUUAGUGGCUGUAUCGGGAUAUGUAGUCUUCACUGAUAAGACAGAGGGGAAUAUCUUGAAUAACUUUUCUUCGGAUGAUUGGGUUAUCAAUAUCGCUCGAUUCUGCUUUGGAGCGAAUAUGUCAACUACGAUCCCUCUGGAAGUGUAUGUGUGUAGAGAAGUGGUUGAAGAGUACUUUUUCAAGAACAAACCAUUUAGUCAGAAUAGACAUGUUAUCAUCACUAGUCUGGUUGUGUUUACCACUAUGGGAAUCGCUUUGACAACAUGUGAUUUAGGUAUAGUAUUAGAAUUGGCAGGUGGAUUAUCAGCUUCAGCAUUAGCAUUUAUUUUCCCUGCAUCAGCAUAUUUCGUUCUAACUUCUGGUAAAUGGUAUUCCAAAUCAAGAUUACCAGCCGGGUUAGUAGCUUCUUUCGGUUGUAUAGUAUUGUUAUUAUCUUGUGGACAUACUUUAUGGAAUGCUUGGAAUGGUGAAGGGAAUACAAAGUUUACCCUUUUGGAGAUCAGAUUGUUAUCAACAAGAACAGUAGCGGAAUCAAACGAUCCUACUACUACUAUCAAUGAUAACGACAUUAUAACGACACCACCUGCGCCUAUAGCUCAACCGACCAUCCCACCACCACCACCACCACCACCACCACCUCCUCCUCCUCCGUCAACAGACGAUAGACCUUACAAACCCGUUAUAGGGUCAGAAGCGAAUUCAUGGGAUUGUGGAGGAUUUAGUGAUAUGUGUAGAUGUUGCGAUGGUGCAGGGAGAGGAGGUGCUUGUGAAGGAUGUAUGUGUUCUGGGUGA